AUGUGGUUCCGCGCGCAAUGGGUCUACCUGCGCGCGGUGGCGUGCAAGACGAAGGAAGAGGACGACCCGAUCCACACCAUCAACCGCCUUAUCGUGCCACGCUUCGACGUGUACGUCAUCCACCUUGUGCGGUCGGGUUCUCGCGGCCUCAACAUUGUGCUGUGGGAUCCCGUGCACAGGAGACGCUACGUGGCGAGGGGCAUGCUCUCCGACGUGCUCGCGUGCCUGCUGGAGCGGUACUCGAAGCAUAUGAUAUUUAUUCCAACGAACCGCACCGACCGACCAACGCUGCUGCGCUGCCGCACCGCCCUCUCAAAGGCGGGCCGGCAGUGCAUCAUCGUGUUCCCCUCCGAGAUGGGCGAAAAGUACCGCGGCGUGUACCAGUCAGAGCCGUCGGGCUACUGGAAGGCGCUGCGUGAGGUAUCGUGCGGACUUGACACGGACUUUCUGUUCGAGGUGUAUGCCGCGGCUGGAAACAACUUGCGCAGCUACCACAUCAAGCGGCUGCAGGAGGCGGGCUCAGCGACAAGGCUGCUCUCACAGCAAAGUGACAGGAGGGCCCUGAAGAGCAAGAAGAAGAACGGCGAAUGCGACGAGGGAAGUGCGGAGGCGGCGUAUGUGACCGGUGCGGAGGUGGAGAAGUGGCUGCGCAUUCUGACCCUUGAGCGACGCGUGGCGGCUGAAAAGGCCGAGUUGCGCAGGUACAAGCGGCACCUUCUCAUCGCGUAUGUGGCAACGGAGUUCUCCGCAUACACGCGAAUGGCAAACCCGCAUGUGUCGACGAACUACGUGCUUGCCGCUUGCUUGAUGGACAGACAGCAGCGUGUUGUAGAGCCAUGGACAAAGUACACAGCUCGAGGCGAAUUUAAAUUACCCUCGUUGGAUGAGUUUGAUGUCAUUGUGGCACACAAUGCCAAGCAGUUCCUCCUGUUGAUCUGGGACGACCCCGAGCUGAAGCGCUUCUUCAAGCGUGGAGGCAGGGUGUGGUGCACGAUGCUGGCGGAGUACUUACUUGAGGCCCAGCGGUGCCACACAGGUAGCAACAGCUUCCGUGAGGUUGCGCAGAAGUAUGGUGUCAUGACUCCGCCUUCCGCCGUCCUGGGAAUUGCCGCGGCGGACUUGCCAUUUGCNUUCCUGCGGCACUACCUGAUGGCCGCUGUGGAUGCCUUAUCAACGGUUUUCCGUGAACAGCUGCUGAAGGCGGGGGAGCGGAGCCAGGCGAUAUGCAUCGCCCACCGUAUGGAUUCGCUGCUGGCGAUGGCGUCCAUUGAGAGCGCCGGCAUUCAAGUAGAUAUGGAGGAGGCGGCGCACCAGGCACGGGCCGUGCACAAUCGUGUGCUGGCGAUUGACAAGGCACUCAGCCUGUACGUCCCGAACGAGGUACCGCUCGACCUGCAGAAGUUCUUUGAUUGGUCGUCCGUGCAACACCUGAACGCCUUCUUCUUUGGUGGCAACAUCACGCUCGGGUACAGCGACACCGCGCGUGACUCCUCCGCAUGGACGUCGAACCUCAUGUACUUCUGCCACAAGUACGGUAACCUCUCGCUGCUCUCAGCGGACGUGCACCUGCAGCGCUUUGCGAGCGAGCAUGGAUUGCGCACGGCGGGGCGCCUCCCGCAGCGUGUGGCGCAGUUUCUUACGGCCGACAAGAACGCGCCGAGCCGCCGCUACCGGCUUGUGGUCUUCGACAUCGAGUCUACCGGCCUCAACACGGCAACCGACACCAUCAUCGAGAUCGCCGCGUGGGACCCGGUGGAGGGCACGUCGUUCAGCUCCCUCGUCGACCCGCAGCGGCCCAUUCCGCAGACGACGACGGCGAUUCACCACAUCACGGACGGCAUGGUGCGCGGAGCGCCGCGUCUGCCGGAGGUGACGCAGGCGUUUGCACGUUUUUUGCGCCUGGACGAGGCACAGCGUGACCCCAACGAGGUCGUUGUCCUCAUUGGGCACAACGUGUUUGCGCUCGACGAACCGCUGCUCCGGCGCGCGCUGGAGCGUGAGCACGUGGACGCCGACAGCAUUCUCUUCUGCGACUCGAUUAUCCUGCUCAAGGCGCUCAAACGCGAGCUGCAGGGGGGGAAGGAGAACCUCCGCGUGGACCGCGGCGUGGUGGAGAUCUUGACGAGUUCACUCCGUCUCUCCUCUCUUGUGGAGGGCCUUCGAGUGAAGGCUGACGGUGAGCUGCAUCGCGCUGACACGGACGCCAAGACGUUGUGGUUUGUCCUCGUCAACGCACUGGGGUUGGCGGGGCGUGACGCCGCCAAACAGCGCGAUGCCGUCUUCAGCCACGCUGCCCGCACGCUGGUGGUGUACCCUGGCGUCGGCUGUUUUCUCCCACUCGAGCGUAGGCGCGACUGCGCGGUGGUGCGGCUGCCUGGCGUUGCGUCUGAGGCCAUCGAAGACCCGCAGGUCUUGGCGUCUUUGCAGCGCAAGGCACUGAACGAAACGACACUGCAGACACUGCACCAACACAAGCUUGAGGUGGCUGGGCUUCUUGUGCAGAAGCAGCAGCUGGAGCGAAGCGCCGCACGUUUCCUCCACUCCGACCACAACGGCCAGCUCUCUGUGCUGCACCCGGACGGGAAGGUACGGCAAUAUAUUGACCUCACGGCCACCUCCACAUCCCGCACGACGAGUUCGUACCCGAGCUGCCAGAACAUCCCCAAGGAUGACAAGUCGUCACUGCGGCGUCUUUUUGUCUCGCGUUUCGGGGCGAAGGGGCGGUGCGUGGAGUUGGACUACUCACAGCUGGAAAUUGUCGUCAUGGCUCUCCUCUGCGGGGACAAGCGUCUCGUGUCGGACCUAAACAAGGGCGUUGAUUUCCAUGUGAAGCGUGCAUCAUUCUUCAGUGGGAUACCUUACGACGAGAUCUUUGAGGGGGUUCAACGGGAUGUUGCGAAGUAUGUGCGGUUGCGCAAGACCGCGAAGACAUUUUCGUUUCAGCGACUGUACGGCGCAGGUGUACCGCUGCUCCACAAAACGACGGGUAUUCCCGUGAAGGAUCUUGAAGCGUCCAUCCGCAAGGAGGAGGAGGAGUAUCCGGGAAUCUCCAAGUUUCAUCGCCUCGUCCGAACUGUUGCAUUACGGGCGAACAAUCCAGGCCUUCCGACGCACUUUGUCGUGGAGCUGCCGACUGGCCUCCGCAUGAGCUUCAAGACACGUGACGUAGUGUUGAACUUGCCGCCUGUGAAGAACUACCCCAUCCAAGGUUUCGGUGCGGAGUUGGCGCAGAUGAUGGUAGGACGUGUGUUUCGUCAGCUUGUGCGGAAGAACUUUUACGGGCAGAGAGCGUUCAUGAUCAACUUUGUACAUGACUCCCUAUGGCUGGACUGCCACGUCGACGUACUGGAGGAGUGCGUACGGGAGACGCAGGAUUGCAUGAUGGGGGUUCACACUUACGUCGCCAAGGCGUUUCCUGGGGUGGAGUUGAAGGUCCCGCUUCGGGUAACAGUGCAGUGCGGUGUCGACAUGUGUUCCAUGGAGACAGUUGUGUCCGACUUCAGCCGCGUCCCGUUGCAGCGGCGGCAUAAACGGGAGGACUUGGAGUUUCUGCCGAGCCUCAACGCCGACGUGGGCGAAGACAUAGAGAAUAACUUGUAG
This is a messenger RNA of Trypanosoma grayi, 3600 nucleotides long. Its product is annotated as mitochondrial DNA polymerase I protein B. NCBI's taxonomy places the organism in Eukaryota, Euglenozoa, Kinetoplastea, Trypanosomatida, Trypanosomatidae. The transcript has a single exon. The coding region runs from base 1 to 3600 and encodes 1199 amino acids. Gene Ontology annotation, molecular function: DNA-directed DNA polymerase activity; DNA binding. The record is from RefSeq and is a predicted model, not a curated record. Gene Ontology annotation, biological process: DNA-templated DNA replication; double-strand break repair.